AUGCGACGUCGACCGCUACCAUCUGUGCGCGAGGAAGCGGCUGCCAAAUCAUGGAGGAGUGUGUGUGAAAAUGAGUGGGUGACGUACGCUCUGGUUGCUUCGGUCGGCGCUUUGACCUACUCAAACAGUCUGAAUGGCGAAUUCGUCCAUGAUGAUAUCCCAGCUAUCGUGUCUAAUGGGGACGUCAACGGCGCCAAUUCGGUGAUACGGAUAUUCAAAGAUGACUUCUGGGGUACACCGAUGUCUGAUCCACAUAGCCAUAAAUCAUACAGGCCGCUAACAACAAUCACCUUUAGGUAA
Pieris macdunnoughi is the source of this 300-nucleotide messenger RNA. NCBI's taxonomy places the organism in Eukaryota, Metazoa, Arthropoda, Insecta, Lepidoptera, Pieridae. The record is from the annotation of a GenBank genome assembly.